Styela clava is the source of this 883-nucleotide messenger RNA. The record is from RefSeq and is a predicted model, not a curated record. NCBI's taxonomy places the organism in Eukaryota, Metazoa, Chordata, Ascidiacea, Stolidobranchia, Styelidae.
UUCACAAUUCAAAUAUCACGGUAAUAUUUAAGAUGUCUUCAAAAUCAGACAUUAGGAAGGUAUUUUAUAUAGUGCUUAUUAUUAUUCUGUGUGGAUUAAUUCUUCAAUUAUUCUGGAUGAAAUUCCGUUCAAUUACCAAGUUUCAGAAGCUACAAUUGCGAUCCGACAUCGGCGGACUGCCAAUUAUCUCUGAAGCAGAAAAAUGGAAUAUGUUGAAGAUAGCCGAACAACGGAAUACACAUUUAAGAACGUACUGCUAUAAACUUGGAUAUGGGUAUUCUGGCAAUAGAACUUUGAAUGCAUCGACAUGGAUGAAUAAAACGGGGGUAUUAAUUCCUCGUUUCUACUACUCAGAUAAACUCAAGGUGAUACUGUGUGAAGUUCCUAAAUGCGGAAGCACAGAAUGGAGAAAAACAUUGCUUAUCGCGGAAGGAAUUGUGAAUGUAACUUCCUUGAGUGAAAUUGAACAGUAUCACCUUUGGAAGGGAUUAAACUCUUUUAUUUUACUUCGCGAAAAACGUAAGAGAACCAUUGGAGCGUGUUGUAUCUGCUUACAUCGAUAAAAUAUUACCUGAGGGAUCGGUAACGGAAUAUUAUAUAACAUUAUCGGAAAAAAUACAUGCAGAAUUUGCUAAAAGCAAAAACACGGAAUAUUUCCAACCUGGUAGAGCUAGCUUUGAAGAAUUUGUCGACAGUAUAUUGAGCAAUCCAAAGCAAGUUGAUGCCCAUUGGAGAUCGUAUAGUGAUAUAUGUGAUCCUUGUCAUAUUCAAUAUGAUUACAUUGCUAAAUUAGAGACAAUUGCACUGGAUUCUGAAUAUCUUGGAAAGAAAUUGGGAAUAAAUAACAAUCUACUUUUUAAAGGUGAGUAUUCACCGGUGAAUG